Molecule: messenger RNA, 1278 nt
Organism: Bombina bombina (fire-bellied toad)
Lineage: Eukaryota; Metazoa; Chordata; Amphibia; Anura; Bombinatoridae
Gene: QRFPR
Product: pyroglutamylated RFamide peptide receptor
Exons: 6
Coding region: 1-1278 (425 amino acids)
Biological process (GO): G protein-coupled receptor signaling pathway
Cellular component (GO): membrane
Molecular function (GO): peptide binding; neuropeptide Y receptor activity
Source: RefSeq, a predicted model, not a curated record
AUGCAGUCCCUUAACAUCACCCCAGAGCAGUUUGCCAGACUCCUGCAGGAGAAUAAUGUAACCAGGGAGCAGUUUAUAGAGCUCUACCAGCUCCAGCCCUUGAUCUACAUCCCAGAGCUUCCUGUACACACUAAAAUAGCCUUUGUGACAAUAUGUGUACUUAUCUUUGUACUGGCACUAUUCGGGAACUCCUUAGUCCUUUAUGUUGUCACCCGGAGCAAAUCUAUGAGAACUGUAACCAACAUUUUCAUUUGUUCACUGGCACUGAGCGAUCUCCUUAUUGCUUUUUUCUGCAUCCCUUUCACAAUGCUGCAGAACAUCUCAUCUAAUUGGAUGGGAGGUGCAUUUGCAUGCAAGAUGGUCCCAUUUGUACAAUCUACAGCCAUUGUCACUGAAAUCCUUACAAUGACAUGCAUUGCUGUGGAAAGACAUCAGGGAAUCAUCCAUCCCUUGAAAAUGAAAUGGCAGUAUACUAACAGACGUGCUUUUACAAUGCUAGGUAUUGUAUGGCUAAUAGCUGCUAUGGUUGGGAUACCUAUGUGGCAUGUUCAGCGACUAGAGGUGAAAUAUGAUUUUCUAUUUGAAAAAGAGUAUGUGUGCUGUUUGGAAGAAUGGACGAGUCAAAUGCAUCAGAAAAUCUAUACAACAUUUAUUUUAGUUAUUCUUUUUUUACUUCCACUUACUUUGAUGCUUCUACUAUACAGUAAAAUUGGCUAUGAACUGUGGAUUAAAAAACGAAUAGGAGAUGCUUCAGUGCUUCAAACUAUCCAUGGAAAUGAAAGGUCUAAAAUAUCCAGGAAGAAGAAGCGAGCAAUCAUUAUGAUGGUAACAGUGGUAGUCCUUUUUGCAGUCUGCUGGGCACCAUUUCAUGUUGUUCAUAUGAUGAUGGAAUAUAGUAAUUUUGAAAAUGACUAUGAUGAUAUCACAAUAAAGAUAAUAUUUGCAAUAGUGCAAAUUAUUGGAUUUUUUAACUCCAUUUGCAAUCCAAUUGUGUAUGCUUUUAUGAAUGAAAACUUUAAGAAAAAUUUCCUGUCUGCAUUAUGUUUUUGUUUUGUGAGAGAUCCUUCCUCUCCUUCUAAAAGACCUGGUAACUCUGGCAUCACCUUAAUUCAACAAAAAGCAAGUUUCUCUAGGAGAGAGAACACAAGCGAAGAACACAGGAGGGAAGCAUUUAGUGACGGAAAUAUUGAGGUCAAAUUUUACGACCAACCUGUUUCAAAAAGAACUACAAAAAGACACCUUCACUUGUUUACCUCAGACCUUGCUGUGCAUUCCUAA